This is a messenger RNA of Lates calcarifer (barramundi perch), 4835 nucleotides long. RefSeq names its product nuclear receptor subfamily 2, group F, member 6a (gene nr2f6a). The coding region runs from base 1467 to 2687 and encodes 406 amino acids. The record is from RefSeq and is a predicted model, not a curated record. Gene Ontology annotation, biological process: anatomical structure development; cell differentiation; negative regulation of transcription by RNA polymerase II. Lineage: Eukaryota; Metazoa; Chordata; Actinopteri; Centropomidae. The transcript has 6 exons. Gene Ontology annotation, molecular function: nuclear receptor activity; zinc ion binding; RNA polymerase II cis-regulatory region sequence-specific DNA binding.
CUCUCUCUCAAACACACACAAAUAGGUUGGAGGAAAACAGACAGACAGGAGGAAAGAGGGGCGAGGAGGGAGGGGAAAAAAAAAAGCUAAUGCCGAGAAAUCCAGCCUGUCUCCAGCUCUGGCCAUUUUCUUGAAUCAUAAUUUGAUUUGUGGACUCUGAAGCUGGAAGGAGAGAGAGAGAGGGGGAAGAGGAGCACCCAUCCCUUCUACCCCCCACCUCCUGUUCGCCUGAGCCAUAGGAAAAGGCUUCACACACACACACACACACACACACACAGACGAAAAGCAGCACACAGGGCUAGGCCGCAAGUCAUUAGUUCUUGGUGGGCAAGCACUGACAAAAGGCUGGAGGGAGAAGCCCGCAUGAGUGCCUGGAGAGGAACCACAGGAACUAUGGAGGGCUGAGCAGGCGGACAGCUCUCUCCUGCUUUCUUGAUUUUUUUUUUGGUUUUUUGUUUUCCUCUGGAAAGGAAGCAGCACAGAGGAUACUAUCACAGCCGAGCACUCGUGCUACAACACGCAGGGAAGAGCGAGCACUUCCUUGUGUUGAGGAUCUACUUGUGUUGUGUAUUUUGGACUUGUGAGCACAGGCGGUCCACGUCGCCUCGUCCGCCUGCUGCUGCCGCCACCGCCACUGCAGCUGGUGGUGCCCUGAGGAAGCCCACGGCCACAUGAAGGCGGCGUUGUUGUUUUUGUUGUUGUGUGGACGUCAAGUUGAUUUGCUUGAUCUGGAACAUCUUCAUUGUGGGUCACAAUGCUGCUGCUGCUGCUGAGAGGAUUACAGCAGAAUAGGAGAGCUGUGUCUGCGCUCUCAGCCCUACUGGAUGGGAGGAAGAUCUAGAGUGAGAGAAGGAUUUAUUUUCUCCACCGACACAGCACAUAAAUGUUUGGUCUGAGGUUCCCUGGCUGAGAGCGUUCGACCGGUGCAACGUCGGAGCAGGCUUUCUCUUCAACCAUCUCAGGAACUGGUCCCAAAGAAAAGGACAAAACACAACACACGGCGGCUGCCAGUUGGAUAAGGGAAGAAGAAAAAAGGGGAAAAAAAAGAAGGGGGUGGGGGGGUGGGAACUGAAAUCCACAAGCAUGCAAAACUAAAAGUUGCCACAGUGAAGACUGUUUCCAGGUCAUAGUGGAGUGGGAGGAGACUGAGCUGCUCUUGUUUUCUCUGCCAAACACCCUCCUCCUCAAUGCUAGAGACUGUUUUUUUCCCUCAUUGACAUCUGCUUGUUCAGCCUGAGGACUUUUUUUUUCAUCUGUUAUUUGCUCCAAAAUAAUCAAGAGAGUAGAUUAGUAGAUUAAGAAAUGAGAACACAGACAAGCAGAAAGCACUGAUUCUCUCCAGGUGAAAGGGAAACACACAUUCAGGACUUUUUUUUUUUUUUUUGGAUAUUUAUGUUACCUUGACAGCAACCAGAAAUCUUGGCUGCCUGUCCCAUUUUCCUCUGCGGUGGUUCGGUAACCAAGCGAUGGCCAUGGUGAGUGGGGGCUGGGGAGAUCCCAAUGGGGGCACCAACGGGUUGGGGGACAAGGGCUACCUGAGGGGGGAAGAGGAAGACGGCUCUCCGCAGGCGGGAGGGAGCGACAUGGAAGCCGGGGACGACGACAAGGCGUGCGUGGUGGACUGCGUGGUGUGCGGGGACAAAUCCAGCGGGAAACAUUACGGCGUGUUCACCUGCGAGGGCUGCAAGAGCUUCUUCAAGAGGAGCGUCAGACGCAACCUCAGCUACACUUGCAGGUCAAAUAGAGAGUGUCAGAUUGACCAGCACCACAGGAACCAGUGCCAGUACUGUCGCCUGAAGAAGUGUUUCCGCGUUGGCAUGCGCAAAGAAGCAGUUCAACGCGGCCGCAUCCCACCGCAGCCAAGCCUCAGCCCCUCCAUCACGCCCAUAGGUGGCGCCAGCGGCCUCGGAGGUGGUGAGUUUUACAACAACAACAACAACGGGGGAAGUGGCGGGGGUCAGCCGGUGUCAGAGCUCAUUUCUCAGCUGCUGCGAGCCGAGCCUUAUCCCAGCAGUCGAUAUGGGCACCAGUACAACCAACAGGCCGGUCCGGAUAACGCCAUGGGCAUUGAUAAUAUCUGUGAACUGGCUGCCAGGCUACUCUUCAGUACUGUGGAGUGGGCCAGAAACAUCCCAUAUUUCCCUGAACUUCCUGUUUCGGACCAGGUGGCCCUGCUGAGGCUGAGCUGGAGCGAGCUGUUCAUCCUCAACGCAGCUCAGUCGGCCCUGCCGCUCCACAUGGCUCCCCUGUUGGCAGCGGCGGGUUUCCACUCCUCGCCCAUGUCCGCCGAGCGCGUGGUGUCCUUCAUGGACCAGGUGAGGGUGUUCCAGGACCAGGUGGACAAGCUGACCAGGCUGCAGGUGGACUCAGCUGAGUACAGCUGUCUCAAGGCCAUCGCGCUGUUCUCGCCAGACGCAUGUGGUCUAACAGACCCAGUCCACGUGGAGUCUCUGCAGGAGAAGGCUCAGGUGGCUCUGACAGAGUACGAGAGGAUGCAGUACCCCAGUCAGCCCCAGCGCUUCGGCCGCCUGCUCCUGCGCCUCCCUGCCCUGCGCGCUGUUCCCGCCAACCUCAUCUCCCAGCUCUUUUUCAUGCGCCUGGUAGGAAAGACCCCCAUCGAGACACUGAUCCGUGACAUGCAGCUUUCCGGAAGCUCGAUCAGCUGGCCGUAUGUCCCAGGACAGUAGCCCUCCCCUGCCCUCCCCCCAUGACGGAUGAGGUCUCCGUCUGGGAUUUGUGACGACAAGGACCCACAGGAAACCUCCUGACUCAUCACUAUCCAUCUGUGUGGUUAUCGAACUGCUAUGCCAGCUGGCCGUCAUACGUACAGUACUGUAACCUCUCUACCCCACCCCCCACCCCCACCCUCAUGAAACGAGCCCUCUGUCUCCACAUGGGCCUCCAAAGAAGAGAGAGGAGCCAGUGCCAGGCUGGAUCUGUCUUGUUGCCAGCCCAGUCGUUCUGGUGCCGGGUCUCAGGCCAGAGACCAGCUCUUCACGCUGGGCUCCGAUAUGGUCGUCACAGCCAGUCAUGUCACCACCCACUUGCCAUAGUGACUAAAGACACUGCAGAUUCAUGUAGAGGGCAGCAGCACCCUGCUACAAAUACAUCUAGAGGACAAAACUGUCCCGCCACUGAAAAUCAGCGGAGUCAUUUUUCCCACACAGGGGCUCAUUUUCCAUGGCACACCAUUUGUGAUACAAUGUACACAUAUAAUGACUCUAACUGAACAGUCUAAAGCAUCAGAAAACUCUGUGGUUGUGCUGUGAACUAAAUACAAGGCACAGCAAGGGCCUGGUUGUUGAAAAGAGAAUUCUGGAUUCUCCACUCUCUCGCCUCAGCGCUCGAGGAGGAAACCAAGGAACUGCUCAGAACGGAAAUGAAACAAAAACCAAGGAAAACUCACCAAAGUCUAUCACAGCAUCCUCAGAUGAUUUUUAAAUAGAAUAAUUAGUACACACAGCAGAAGCAGAGAAGGAGAUGAACGGACUCUUGUGACUGCCUGGCCGGCAAGUGAACAAUGCAUUUAAAUUCAUUCACAGGGCUCACUUUCGCUGUAGUUAGAAAUGAUUUAAAAACGCCACAGUUACAUGAGAGCGGGACUAAUACCUCACUAGACAUCAGAAUGCUUUAGUCUGAUAUUUCCUAAACACAAACCUCUGUAAAUGUCGUUCACCAGAAACCGCCUUCUUUUUGACAACUGCCUUGUUAUUCAGUAUGAAUUUGGGACACCUAUGAAAUACGAAAUGAGUCUUACGUAUUCGUCUUGUAUCUUUUUAAAAAAAAAAAAUCCCCACAGUGAUUUUGACUUGUGUUUUGAAUAUGAGUUUGACUGAAUACGGUGAAUUCAGCUAUUUAACGUUGUUGGAUCGAGCUUUUUUUUUUUUUUUUUUGUUAUUGAGAAACAACAGGCUGACAUACACCUAAAUUUAACCUGGGUUCCCGUACAACAAACAAUUCAAGAUAUUAAGAAUGAGUUCCACAAAUGUAAUUGGUGAUUAGUUAGCUUAUAACCAACACUACAAGUCCAUCAGUGCUGUUUCUGGAGGUAACGAUCCCUUGAAAAAUGUAUUGAAUUGUAUAUAUAUUGCAGCCAACUUUGUCUUUUUGCAUGUUCAAAUGUUGUUUUGGAUCUCUGCUAAGUUGAGACUGUUUCCUUCUUUUACCUUAUGUAAUUCAAGGUUCAUUUAAACAUUAAAGUAUUGCUUUCCCUGUUAGCUCCUAAAUGUUUUUUUCUAUAUGUAUUUACAUGAAAAAUACCUCUGUCAUCUGUUCAGAUGUCAAAAAAAAAGAAGCUUAUCUUCACGCCAUUACAGCGGAUUUGACGUAGAGAUGCUCUCAUCUCUGAGCAUCUGAGUGAGUCUCUGCUGUUGUGAGUGAUUGUGAGACCGUGUUGUAAUGAAUGAGGAUGCACUUGGAGGAUGUUCAAUGCCAAAACAUCACACUGUCUGUGACGAGUUAAAAGGAGAUGGGGCCCAGAUUUGCCGGUCCACCAGGACUUACCUCACACGGGUAUUUCAAGAGGCGAGUUUACAAAAAUCACAAAUAAAAUCAACUCUAAUUACAACAUAUUUCAGCAUUUAUUGAUAUUAAAAAAAAAAAUCUAAAACAUGAAAUCAAAGGAUUAAACUCUGCUUCUUGAUCUGCCAAUGGGCCUUUUCAAGGUUAUUCGGAUGUUCUUCUUUUAGGCAACAACUCACACAACCAUGUCAUAGAGAAGAAAAAAAAAAGAUAAAUAUACUAUUAAUGUUUUCUUAUCUUUGUGUUACUGAGUUCUUGAGUUUUUAAGAUUUCAUGUGUAUGGCAACGUUAUUAAAAGAAUCAAAAGAUGACAA